UCCCCGUCCCGCCGUUGAGAAAACCAAGAACGGUAGAUGCACACUUCCCAGUCCAGACCACCAGAGAUUCUCCAAAUCUCUCUCAAUUAUAUUAUUCAAACGCCUCCAAUGAUUUUCCUCUCACGAAAUUCUUCAGAAACUGAGAUAUUCUUCUCAGAGCUGAGCUAUGAGCUUCUUGCCAUCACCCACCUGGUGGAGCCGCCAUGUCAACAUGCGAACGCUGUACCUGCUGCUCCUGGGUCAGCUCGUCUCCUUCGUCCUCGCUCUCAUGAGCUUCACUUCGUCUCUCAUAGCCAAUCUCGGUGUGGAUGCUCCCAUUACACAGACCAUGUUCACUUACUUGCUUUUGGCUUUGGUUUAUGGAGGAAUCUUGCUGCAUAGGCGUGAGAAAUUACGGGUUUCUUGGUAUUGGUAUCUUCUCUUGGGGUUUGUGGAUGUUCAAGGGAACUAUCUUGUAAACGAAGCAUAUCAAUUCUCAUCAAUCACUAGUGUGACAUUAUUGGACUGUUUCACAAUCGCUUGGGUGCUCCUUCUCACAUGGAUCUUCCUUGGAGCUCGAUAUUCCCUAUGGCAGUUGUUUGGUGCAGUCCUCUGUGUGGUUGGGCUUGGCGUAGUGCUCCUCUCUGAUGCAGGGGUGGCUGGUGGAGGUGGUUCACAACCUCUUCUCGGAGAUGUCCUUGUCAUAGCAGGAACAAUAUUUUUUGCACUGAGCAAUGUUGGUGAGGAGUUUUGUGUGAAGAAAAGAGAUCGUAUGGAAGUAGUAUGCAUGAUUGGUGUUUUUGGAUUUCUAGUGAGUGUGUGUCAGAUAUCUAUUCUGGAAUUAAAGAGUCUGGAGUCAGUGGAGUGGUCUACAGAUAUUAUAUUGGCCUUUGUUGGCUACGGAUUGGCAGGCUUUAUGCUCUACACACUUGGUCCGUUCGUUCUUCAGAUGAGUGGAGCGACAUUGUUCAAUCUCUCUAUUCUCACAUCUGAUAUGUGGGCUGUGGUUGUUCGUAUCUUUUUCUACCAUCAGGAGGUAGAUUGGUUAUACUAUUUAUCAUUUGCAAUAGUAGUUAUCGGACUCAUCAUCUAUUCAGUAAUGGAAAAGGAAUCUGCUCCUAUAACUUCACUUGAGGAUGGAAACCCGAGCUACCAAAUUCUCGAAGAUGAAAGCGCUAUAUCUAGAAAUGAGUCUUUGGUCUCAUGAGGAGCAGAAACAGUGGUUAAGAUUUACUGAUCAAAAUCCCAUAUCGUACUGGAAACCUGAUUGCUCUCAAGCGCAGAUUGGCUUUUGAAUUUACUGCCACAAAUGUGGAAUACGUGGCUUUCGAUUUUAUAUAUCUAUGAACAGUCAUAAGUCAUAACAAGCUUUACUUCCAAGGAUGUCAAAUUCUAGAGUCAACAAGAAGAGGGUUGUAAGGGACAAGUCCCAACCUGAAAGAAUAGGGUGAUUCUGUGGACCGUGCUAGCGCAUCAAUUGUAGGUAGGUAUUGAGAAGAAUAUACAGCUAGAUGUGCAAACUACUAAUUUUUCAGGAACUUGUAUCAAUUUCUGACUUAGAACUUUGUAAGAGCAAGUUCACCCUCUGGGUCUUCGUUGGGAAGGCUUGGGUCAUGGGCGAGACCUGGGUCGUCACGUGACAAUGAAAUUUGACUCCAGUUUUCACCC
Molecule: messenger RNA, 1647 nt
Organism: Fragaria vesca subsp. vesca
Lineage: Eukaryota; Viridiplantae; Streptophyta; Magnoliopsida; Rosales; Rosaceae
Product: solute carrier family 35 member F1-like
Exons: 11
Coding region: 167-1186 (339 amino acids)
Biological process (GO): transmembrane transport
Cellular component (GO): membrane
Molecular function (GO): transmembrane transporter activity
Source: RefSeq, a predicted model, not a curated record